AACAUUCCUCACUCGUCCUUUGUCUUUCUUCCACGACCACCUCACGACCCCGGCUUGCUUUCACGCUCUUUCGCUUUCUAUCUCGCUGGGAUCGAUAGGAUGCCUGCAGCAUACCCUGGACAGGAGGACGACACCGCGUCCGACUCGAGUUUCGACGACGGACGUCAUUCACAGAGUGUGCCUCUGCUACCCUUUCAAUCCUGGAGCCCUAGUGCUUUCAAGGAGAAGUUCAUGCAUUCCGCGCCUCAGUCUCCCCUUUGGCCGACGCGAUUUCCUCUGCCUCUGGCCGUCGUAAGGCGAAGAUGGGUACUCAUUUCCGUUCUUGUGCUCGCGGCCGUCGGCUGCAUACCUCUCUUGCUCUCGGGGUCGGUGGAUUCGCGUCAGGUGCAGCGCGCACCUCAGCCAGGCGACUUCAAUCCCCAACCACCAAAACCAGAGGAAGCAUCGAAUCCGGUGGACGCGCAAGAGGACUGGGCGGACGUGCCCGAGGACGCUCUUCCGAUACACUUGAGGCCGGACACAUACCUAGAAGGCCUUGCAGCCACAUCCCACUUUAGAGAUAGCCUCCGGAAUGAUACCGGUUACAUGACCUCUUUCCUCUCUGCCGGGUGGACAAAUGACCAAAUCACAAUAGGCAACCUGAUAUACCUCUCCCUCAUCUCCGGGCGCAUACCCAUUGUCCCGCCCUUCACGUCCUACAUCGACGGCGCGGCCUCCCCGCUCGCCUUCUCGGACAUCUUCGACGUCCCGCGCCUCGUCCUCGCGCUAAACGCGCCCGUGCUUGAGUGGCACAUGGUCAAGGACCUCGAGCGCGCGCAGGCGGAGAACGUCAAGGACGCGCUCGGCUGCUGGAACAUCUGGGAGGUCGACAACUUGCAGUCCAAGGGCCCGCGCGGGAGCUACUCGACCACGCUGCUCAAUCUCGAUAUCUCGUACACGCGCGCGCCCGCGACGGUGAAGCUGAUCCCGAACUACGAACACGACUCGCACUCGACGUUCUGGUCGCUUGCGAAACUUGCGUUCCCAGAGGGACGCGCGGAUGCGCUGUCGCGCCCGCACGAGAACCCCACGCGCAAGUCAGAGGGGAACGGGAUCGCCCUCCCGCCGGACGAGCAGCUCGCGUGCUUCGACUAUUUGUAUUAUGUCUGCGCGCUAGACCCAUUCGAAUUUGAGCGGGACUACAGCCCGAUGUGGCGUGAAGUCAUGGUGCACGCGCGCUGGACAUCAGACCUCGAAGAGCUCGCGCGAGGCUACCUUCGCCGUCUCUUCCGACUUCCUGACGGCGCCGCUAUCCCUCCUUAUAUCGCGAUCCACGCACGCCGCGGUGACUUUGAGGGCUGGUGUGGCUCGGUCCCGCGCGACGAAUGCUUCGCGCCUCUGGGUGCAUUCGCGCGCCGCGUGCGCGAGGUGCAGGAGGAAGUGCGCCUGCGGCAUGGAAUUUACGUAUCGCAUGUGAUCAUGACCGGGGACGAGAAGGACGCUGGGUGGUGGAGCGCGGUCGAGGAGCGCGGGUGGCUGCGCAUCGACCAUGCCGGCGAACGUACGGCGGAGCGAUUCGGGAACUGGUAUCCUGUUGUGCUGGACGCGGUCGUGCAGUCGAUGUCGGCGGGCUUUGUGGGCACGGACCGCUCGACGUUUUCGCACAUGGCGCGUCGCCGCGUUACGGACUGGAACAACGGAGCGGUUCGCCUAGUCAAGUGGGGUACCCCCAACGCCGACGCCCACUAGCCGCGCCCCAUUGGCAUGAGCAUCUUUCAUUAGAUUGCGGACGACAAGGACUAGACUCCCGCAUUGGUGCGGCACGGCUUUUUUUCAUUCCUCGUUCACAGGCACCCGCUUUUCGUUCACUGUAUCAUCAUUUUCAUCUUGGUUUCGGGCUUAGAGUUCAAGGUGAUCAUUUUUCAUUAGACGUUGGACAUUUUCGAUGCAUCUUCCUCAGGCUCCAUAUACGCCUAUACUUAUUGCCUUAGUAGCGCGACGCACCUGGUCGCGUAUCUGUAUCUUGACCUCUGCAUUUACUUACAAAACGUUCCUCGGACACAAUAAUGCCCCAGUGUAUCUAUCGUGCUUCUGAAUGGUAC
Molecule: messenger RNA, 2081 nt
Organism: Trametes versicolor FP-101664 SS1
Lineage: Eukaryota; Fungi; Basidiomycota; Agaricomycetes; Polyporales; Polyporaceae
Exons: 7
Coding region: 100-1728 (542 amino acids)
Source: RefSeq, a predicted model, not a curated record